Talaromyces atroroseus is the source of this 984-nucleotide messenger RNA. RefSeq lists its product as hypothetical. Gene Ontology annotation, biological process: protein folding; positive regulation of ATP-dependent activity. NCBI's taxonomy places the organism in Eukaryota, Fungi, Ascomycota, Eurotiomycetes, Eurotiales, Trichocomaceae. The record is from RefSeq and is a predicted model, not a curated record. The transcript has 4 exons. Gene Ontology annotation, molecular function: protein-folding chaperone binding; ATPase activator activity. Gene Ontology annotation, cellular component: cytosol. Bases 1 to 984 code for a protein of 327 amino acids.
AUGGCUCUUCACAACCCAAACAACUGGCACUGGGUGAAUAAGGAUGUUUCCGCAUGGACAAAAACAUAUCUGCAGGACAAUCUGUCUAAGAUCACUGCUGAGGACAACGGUGUCUCGGCCAAGGUUGAAAAGGUGUUGAGCAUGGAUGGCGACGUAGAUGUCAGCCAACGUAAAGGAAAGGUCAUUACUCUUUAUGAUGUGAAAUUGCAGCUAGAAUACGAAGGUAAGACUAAGGAUGAUGAGACCGUGACCGGCACAAUCAGCAUUCCUGAAGUCGCUCAUGAUACGGAAGAGGAUGAGUUUGUCUUUGAAAUCAGCGCCUACUCGGACUCAUCUUCCAAACAACCUGUAAAAGAUCUUGUCCGGUCUAAGAUCCUUCCUCAAUUACGUACGGCGCUUGCCAAACUUAGCAAAGUCCUGAUUGAGGAGCACGGCAAAGAUAUCCAGCAUGCUCCCGGGUCUAAUCCUUCCAGUGGAUUCGCUACUCCGGCUUACCAUCCACAAAAGUCGCCGACGCCUGCGCCGGCUGCGCCCAAGACGGCCACCACAUCGACUGGCAAGGUCUCUGUUAACACCACGACUGUAACAGCCUCAGAUGAAAUGCGGACCACUGCAGAAGAGCUGUACACCACAUUCACAGACCCGCAACGCAUUGCCGCCUUUACUCGAGGACCUCCCCGUCAAUUUGACGGCGCAAAAGUCGGGGGCAAGUUCUCCAUAUUCGACGGCAACGUGGACGGUGAAUAUGUGACUUUGGAGCCAUCAAAGCGUAUUGUACAGAAGUGGCGUUUGGCUCAAUGGCCGGAAGGACACUAUAGCACGCAGGAAAUUUUCUUUGACCAGAAUGAUGUUGACCGCGUUACGGUUCUGCGAGUCUCCUGGACCGGUGUCCCCAUUGGUCAGGAAGAGGUGGUCCAGCUCCCCCGUCAUCCUUUGCUCGUUCUACCCCUCAAGAUCCCCCCCAUUCCCCUUCCGCCCACUUAA